Messenger RNA from Trichomycterus rosablanca, 710 nucleotides. It is a transcript of the gene crip1, whose product is annotated as cysteine-rich protein 1. Gene Ontology annotation, biological process: regulation of gene expression; intrinsic apoptotic signaling pathway in response to DNA damage. The coding region runs from base 117 to 350 and encodes 77 amino acids. The record is from RefSeq and is a predicted model, not a curated record. The transcript has 5 exons. Lineage: Eukaryota; Metazoa; Chordata; Actinopteri; Siluriformes; Trichomycteridae. Gene Ontology annotation, molecular function: zinc ion binding.
AAGAGCACCAGGCGCAGUCAGUGCAGGUGGAGCUGCUGCUGCUGCUGCUUGUACCACAGAUUACUGCCCUCAGGAAUUUCUCUCAAAAAGAAGCCUCACCGCCAACAACUGCCAACAUGCCCAAGUGCCCUAAAUGCGAGAAGGAAGUGUACUUUGCGGAGCGAGUAUCAUCUCUGGGAAAGGACUGGCACAGACCCUGCCUGAAGUGUGAGAAGUGCAAUAAGACUCUGUCUGCAGGCUCUCACGCAGAGCAUGAUGGAAAGCCAUACUGUAACAACCCGUGCUAUUCUGCACUCUUCGGGCCCAAAGGUUUUGGACGUGGAGGUUCUGAGAGCCACACAUUCAAAUAAAUCCUAACAGAGGUGUCAUCCUUCAUUAAACCUGAGGAAUGUACCACAGCAUUCAGCUAGCAUCUUUUUAUCUUUAUAUAACUACACCAAAAACAUGACCACACCACGGUUGUACUAUCACCACUGAUGACUGGUUUCCUUGACAAAGAUUAAACCUAAACCUAGACUAAAAAGGUUAUUUACUGGUGAAUUAUCAUUAGCAAUACAUUUUGGCUCAGGUCUAGGCUUGAUACAUGUCUAGAAAACCACCCUAGUAGGAGGAUGUACUGUAACUUGAUAUAGCACAAUGGAAUGAAGUUUUGGAAUAAUUCUGAAGCACUAUUUGAAUUAAGUUUUGUAAUUAAAAAAUAUAAAGAGGUA